Gloeophyllum trabeum ATCC 11539 is the source of this 3608-nucleotide messenger RNA. RefSeq names its product DNA repair protein. The transcript has 9 exons. Gene Ontology annotation, biological process: error-prone translesion synthesis; error-free translesion synthesis. Bases 1 to 3507 code for a protein of 1168 amino acids. NCBI's taxonomy places the organism in Eukaryota, Fungi, Basidiomycota, Agaricomycetes, Gloeophyllales, Gloeophyllaceae. Gene Ontology annotation, molecular function: DNA-directed DNA polymerase activity; deoxycytidyl transferase activity; damaged DNA binding. Gene Ontology annotation, cellular component: nucleus. The record is from RefSeq and is a predicted model, not a curated record.
AUGGGAGAGCCUUUGCAACCAUCUGGAAGCGCUUCUUCCGACUUAUUUGGUUCAGAGGAUUCCAGCUUCCUUGAAGCACUGCGAACCGUACCGCUGCCUGGAGACACCGUUGAUACUGCUGUCAAUGACGAUGGACGAUCAGACUAUAACCGUGUUGUACCCGCGGGGACAACUCUGAAGAGAGCACACUCAGAAGACCCCGACUCACAUGACGAAUCAUCGCAAAGCGCAGGUACGAAGGGGAAUGACUCUGGCUCGAAGGAUUACUUGAAUUCGGAUACCUACGGUGCCUCUAGGUUUGGCGAUUUCGGGGAGUAUAUGAGGAGGAAGCGGGCGAAGCUGCAGAUACAGAAUGGUGAGAUAGAUGCUGAGGGGGAUGGCGAGGGCGGGGCGAGUGCGAAGAGCAGGAUAUUCCGUGGGUUGGCUAUCUAUAUCAAUGGCUGGACGGAGCCAUCCGUGCAAGACCUACGAAAGCUCAUUGUCGAGCACGGCGGAGUAUUCCACGCGUACCUCGAUAGGAAAACCCUUGUUACGCAUAUAAUCACGUGUUCUCUCACCCCAGCUAAGAUCAAAGAAUUCAAGCAUAUGAAAGUCGUCAGGCCAGAAUGGCUAGUGGAGAGCGCGAAGGCGGGGACAUUGCUCACAUGGCAGCAGUUUAUCUUCAGGCCUGGGGAGCGGUUAGAGAGCUCUCAGGGCCACAAAUCGGCGCAGACGUCUCUGCUCUCCGGAUUCACCAGGACCGCACACCCCCCGCAUACUCCUCCCCAAUCACCCUCCAAGCCCACUGCCGCGCCCUCGCCCAGCAAGUGCUCCCCGCGCGCGCACUACUCCACCGAUCCCGCGACCCUCACCGAGGCACGCACUAUACCGGGCUACUCCGCCUUCAAGUCGAACGCCCACGCGCAGCGCGCCAUGGCCGACCCCGCGUGGCGCGCGGCGCACACGGCGGUCGCGCCCGACUUCAUUGAGGGGUUCUACAAGAACUCGCGGUUGCACCAUUUGAGCACGUGGAAGGCGGAGCUAAGGGGGCUUGUGCAGGAGGCGCAGGAGAGGGCGGAGAGGGGGUUCUUGGAAGGGUUGGACGGUGAAGAUGGGGAACAGGAGAGCAUGGGGACUGAGACAGGGAGGGCAGGGGAGACGGACGCGUAUAGCAUGCAGGGCGCGGCGCUGGUCCUGCGGUCGCCGUCGUCCAAGGCGAAGGGGAAAGCGAAGGCUGUUGAUGCACCUGACGAGAGGGUGAUCAUGCAUUGCGAUUUCGACGCGUUUUUCGUGUCGGCGGGCUUGGUCGAUCGCCCACACUUGCGCGGGAAGCCGGUGGUAGUUUGCCAUUCACAGGGGAACCAGGGAGGGCUGUCGAGCACUAGUGAGAUUGCCAGCGCAAGUUAUGAGGCGAGGAAGUUUGGGAUAAAGGGGGGUAUGAGUUUACAGCAGGCUCGCAAGCUUUGUCCAGAGGUCGUAACUAUCCCGUAUGAGUUCGAGAAAUAUAAGAAGUACUCGUUACAAUUCUACACCAUCCUAAUGUCGCAUGCAGAUGAUCUCCAAGCUGUAUCUGUUGACGAAGCCUUAAUCGAUGUGACAAGCACAGUCGCAAAUAUGAAAUCCUCCCCACAAGGCUCAAUAUCCGAGGACCCCGCCAAGGACCUAGCAGAACUCAUCCGGUCGCAGGUGCGCAAGGCUACCGGUUGCGAAGUAAGCAUCGGCAUCUCGCACAACAUCCUCCUUGCUCGCCUCGCAACACGCCGCGCCAAGCCCGCUAGCUCCUACCACCUCCUCGCAGACGACGUCUCUUCCUUCCUUGCGCCACUGGAGAUCGACGACCUGCACGGGUUCGGGUACAAGCAUCAUCAGAAGGCGCAGGAAAAGCUCGGCACGACCAUCCUCGGCGAGCUCGCGAAGAAGAGCAAGGGCGUGCUCUGCGAGGCGCUGGGGAAGGGCACGGGCGAGACGCUGUAUAAGGCGCUUAGGGGCGUGGAUGAGAAGAAGCUGGAGAGCGAUAAGCCGAGGAAGUCGGUUUCGUGUGAGAUUAAUUACGGGAUUAGAUUCCAGAAUAAUGAGGAAGCGGAGAAGUUUAUGUAUCAAUUGGCGGAGGAAGUUGGCAGGCGGUUGGAUAAGAUCGAUAUGCGAGGACGAUCUAUGACCGUCAAGAUUAUGAAGCGCGACCCCAAAGCUCCGGUAGAGCCACCCAAGUUUAUGGGCCACGGUGUCUGCGAAUUGUUCAACAAGCAAUGUACUCUCGUGGCUCCGGGCGGUCGAGCGACGAGCGAUCCUCAGAUCAUAGGGGAGCAUGCGUGGAGAGCCCUGAAGUCGUUCAAUUUCGAUCCGAAGGAGCUACGGGGUAUCGGUAUUCAAAUUCAGAAACUGGAGAAGAGUUCAGCGGCUGUCGGGCCUGCGCCGGGGCAGGCGAAGCUGCAAUUCCAGAAUACAAGGAAUCAAGCGAAGACCGCGAAGCCUCCAAGACCUGAUGGUCUUCUCGUUAUCGACGAAGAUGUUCCUCCCGGCCCCGACGCCCAACCAGAGGUGGUGUCUGCUACGACCGGCCCUGUCGCGCAGGAAGAACGCAAGGAGCAAAGUGAUAUACCCAUGGUCGACCUGCCUUCGUUUUCACAAGUGGAUAAAUCCGUUUUUGAUGCGCUGCCGGAGGAUGUCCGUCAGGAAUUGGAGCAAGAGUACAAGCGCCGUUCGGCUUCUCCUGCGCCCUUCUUGCUCCAGCAGAAGCGGGCCUCGCGAGCCCUGUCAGCCGGACCCUGUAGAAAACCAGCUUCCAGGCUCACCGUCAAGGGCGCCAAACCGCUCAACGUGAAGCGCAUCACAAAACAGCUUGCACCCCGAAACAGAGCGGUCCUGUCCCCGUCCAAGAACAAGCUCUUCGUGAAGACGAGGCCGUCGUCCGUGAAGGUGUCCGACGCGGAACUGAAGAAGCUAGGCUUGGACCCGGAGGUAUUCGCGCUGCUCCCUCCGGACCUGCAGCGCGAGCAGCUCGCGGGGGCACGGGCGGCGCAGACCGUCGGGAAGCUCUCGCUCAAGGCGCCGCUGAAGCCCAAGCGCAUCCGGCGCUCGCCCUCGUUCAAGUGGGUGAAGCCGCCGCUGCCCAAGGCGCGCUAUCGGCCCGUGCCCGUGCUGAAGCAGCAGGGCAAGGCACCAGGCGAGAAGCUGCUCUUCACCGAGACUGAUGACCUGCAGAACGUGAUCGCGAUGUGGGUGGAGGGGUUCCGCGAGUCCCCCCCGCACGCGCGGGACGUGGAUUACUUUCGGAAGUUCUUGGUGAGCUGUGUGGGGACGGAUACGGGUCUGGAGAGGGCGUUGGAUGUGGCAAGGUGGUGGCUCGUGCUGCUGAGGAGGUAUUUUGGUGUCUGGGAGCAUGCGGGGGACACGGCUGAGCCGGACCCGGAGGGCCGCGUUACGUCGGAGAUGGUGGGGAAGGCGUGGUGGAAGGUGUUCAGGGAUGUCAAGGCGGAGAUGAACGCGGUCGCCAGGAAGAAGUAUGGUGGGUGCUUGUCGUUGAAAUGAUGGAUGUAACGAGUAUAAUGGCGAAACGCAACGACUUUACCCGCGUUUACAGGAUGCGUAGCUACGGUAACACCAUUCGGAUGCACACCCCUUGCAAGGGU